AUGCAGGCGGCGAGGAAGUCGGCGCCGACGACGGGCGGCGUGAAGAAGCCGCACAGGUACAGGCCCGGGACGGUGGCGCUGCGCGAGAUCCGCAAGUACCAGAAGAGCACGGAGCUGCUGAUCCGGAAGCUCCCCUUCCAGCGCCUGGUCCGCGAGAUCGCGCAGGACUUCAAGACGGACCUCCGGUUCCAGAGCCACGCCGUGCUGGCGCUCCAGGAGGCCGCCGAGGCCUACCUCGUGGGCCUCUUCGAGGACACCAACCUCUGCGCCAUCCACGCCAAGCGCGUCACCAUCAUGCCCAAGGACAUCCAGCUCGCCCGCCGCAUCCGAGCGGCGAGCGCGCGUGAGCGUGUCGUCACCGUCGUCACCACCAGCGUCCCGGCGGAGGUGGGGAAGAGCCGUCGGCUUGUUGAUCCCCGCCCGUGUUUAGUGGAUCUCAUGAAGAACUUAGUUGGCUAA
Molecule: messenger RNA, 459 nt
Organism: Miscanthus lutarioriparius
Lineage: Eukaryota; Viridiplantae; Streptophyta; Magnoliopsida; Poales; Poaceae
Source: the annotation of a GenBank genome assembly